This is a messenger RNA of Synchiropus splendidus (mandarinfish), 4343 nucleotides long. RefSeq names its product gamma-aminobutyric acid type A receptor subunit delta (gene gabrd). NCBI's taxonomy places the organism in Eukaryota, Metazoa, Chordata, Actinopteri, Syngnathiformes, Callionymidae. Bases 333 to 1718 code for a protein of 461 amino acids. The record is from RefSeq and is a predicted model, not a curated record. Gene Ontology annotation, biological process: chemical synaptic transmission; regulation of membrane potential; signal transduction. The transcript is spliced from 9 exons. Gene Ontology annotation, molecular function: GABA-A receptor activity; extracellular ligand-gated monoatomic ion channel activity; neurotransmitter receptor activity. Gene Ontology annotation, cellular component: GABA-A receptor complex; membrane; neuron projection.
UCUGCUGACACAGUCGAGUAUCACAAGCGUUGAAUCCCCCUCUUAAUUUAGUGCGCUUGGAGGGUCGCCUUCCUUGAACCUCCGCUCUCUUCUCGGUCGUUUCCGGGACGCAGGGGAGACGCUGGAGGCAUCCGAUCAUGGGGUCAGGAUCACCUUCAUCCUCAGCUUCUUCCGCAGCGUCCGCGCCAGACUUUACUUUCUUCUCCGCAGCGCCGGAUCACUACGGGAGCGCACUAUAAUCGUCCUCCGGGGCUUCACUCUUCUGCGCACUCGGGGAAACUUUUUUUUUUUUAAUCCAUUUGUUUGACUCUUCUUCAAACUAAGUCAGUGGAAUGGAGGUUCCAACUUUUCUAUUGGCGACUCUGGCUGUGCUCUUUGUUGGCGGGGAUAUUUUCACCAGGGCCAUGCUGAGUGACAUUGGAGACUAUGUAGGUACUGACAUUGAGAUAUCCUGGUUACCUAAUCUGGAUGAUUUAAUGAAGGGCUAUGCCAGAAAUUUUCGCCCUGGGAUAGGAGGUCCGCCAGUCAACGUGGCCAUGGCGAUUGAAGUGGCCAGCAUCGACCACAUCUCCGAGGCCAACAUGGAGUACACCAUGACUGUGUUCCUGCGGCAGAGCUGGCAUGACGACAGGCUGUCCUACAACCACACCAACAAGACGCUGGGCCUGGACAGCCGCUUCGUGGAUAAGCUGUGGCUGCCGGACACCUUUAUCGUGAACGCCAAGUCCGCCUGGUUCCACGAUGUCACCGUGGAGAACAAGCUGAUCCGCCUGCAGCCCAACGGAGUCAUUCUCUACAGCAGCCGAAUUACUUCGACUGUGGCGUGUGAUAUGGACCUCACCAAGUAUCCCAUGGAUGAACAGGAGUGCAUGCUGGACUUGGAGAGCUACGGCUACUCAUCCGAGGACAUUGUGUACCACUGGUCGGAGAGCCAGAGACACAUCCACGGGCUGGACAAACUGGAGCUCUCCCAGUUCACCAUCACCGACUACCGCUUUGUGACCGAGAUGAUGAACUUUAAAUCCGCUGGAAGGUUCCCACGGCUCAGCCUUCGAUUCCAGCUGAGGAGAAACCGAGGCGUCUACAUCAUCCAGUCAUAUAUGCCUUCUAUAUUACUGGUGGCCAUGUCCUGGGUUUCCUUCUGGAUCAGUCAGUCGGCAGUUCCGGCUCGAGUGUCUUUGGGUAUCACAACUGUCCUCACCAUGACAACGCUGAUGGUCAGCGCUCGCUCCUCUCUGCCACGAGCGUCAGCCAUCAAGGCGCUCGACGUCUACUUCUGGAUCUGCUACGUGUUUGUGUUCGCGGCCCUCAUUGAGUACGCCUUUGCUCAUUACAAUGCUGACUACAGACUCAAAGAGAAGGCCAAGGUGAAGGCCAACAAGCUGAGCUCGGAGUCUAUUGUGAAGAAUGGCAAACAGGCAAUGGUUCUCUUUUCCUUGUCUGUCACCGGCAUGAACCAGGGGGUGAUGAUUUCCAACCGCCACGGCCGAACUCAGCGCUCCAGCAGCGAAAUCCCCGGGGAGGGCAGCACAGAGGACACGGAGUCCAGGAGGAGACAGUCCAGGCAGGCAGACGAGGCAGAGGACGAGAAAAAGUGCUGCUCCAAGUGCGUGUGCAAGCCCAUCGAUGCCGACACCAUCGACAUCUACGCGCGGGCCGUCUUCCCCUUCACCUUCGCAGUGGUGAACGUGAUCUAUUGGGUGGCAUAUACCAUGUAAGAUGUGGGCGGGCGGCUGGCUGUCGUCCAGGGCUGUAUAUAAGACCCUGCUGGAGCCCAGCCACCGACGCGCGGGAUUAAUCGUUGGGCUGAAAUAUAUCGCAGGCUUCAGCAGAGAAAAACAACUUCUGAGGAGUCAAAUGGAAAUGUUGCAAUUAAUGGAGUGGUGAACUCAGACGCUCGCGUCACACCGAAUAUAUGAGGCGGCGUUAAAGCAAAGAGGCAGCCGCCUGCUGAAGGCUCACGUUUCCUACUGUCAUUUCAACACAACAGGAGUCCGAGUCGACGACGACCCCGCGUCUUGCAAGGACAAACAAAGUCGGAGGGGAAAGCACUUGUUAUCACGAGCAACAAAAGGCACCACCAAACCAAACUAUUCGGUGUAUUACUCUUCUGCAUGGCUGAUAACAACCCCACUCUCACCGCCCUUUUCAACUUUGGCUCUCCCGAUUUGUUUUAUUCCAAAUCAUUUUUGGUUCCGGACACAGACUGCGGUGUCUUAUCUCCUUCUUCCAGUCCUGCCUGUUUCCUCGCCAUUAAAAGAAUUUCUGCCACUCUUUCUCUGUGUGUGCUGGAGUUCAUGCUGAAACUUGAGUUGUUUUGCGGUUCACCUUCAUGUGGAGGAGCUCGCGACGUCAAGUGUGUCGUCACGACCUUCGUAAAGACGCUAAAAGUGCUCGGCUUAACUUGUGAACUUCUCCCGUACGGCCCGAAUUAGCACAACAGUGAAACACACCGGAUUAUUUUCUGCUGAAAAUUUGCAAAAGUCGCAGACUUCAGGCGCUCAUUACAUUUCCCCUGGUGGGUUUUCACACCAACAAUUCUCUUAAAUAUCCAUUCCAUAAAGAGGAAAACUGCCAUCAUUAGAACAUUUUGUGAAUGAAACAGCAAACUCUUCCUUGAGUGUAAAAGCUUGGAGUGCUGAGGGCAGCAGCCUCACUAUGGUGCAGCAUGGAAGCAGCAGUAAUGAUCACUCAAGAGAGCAUCAGCGUCGCCAUCUCUGCCACUUGUUAGUCCCUGUUUUCGGGUGUGGAGGAAGCAGGGCUGGAGGGUUGUUAUCAGGAGCAGCAGUGUGAAGACAGACCGAACAUGGGUGGGAUUGGGCAGGGAUGGUCGCUCUCCGUGCCGCGGAUCGCGCCACGCCGAAGAGAUAAGUUUGUUCUGGACCAGUGGAGAUGACAUCAUGACUGAUGGUGACGAAGAUACAGUCGCCGAAGGCAGGAAACGCUAUCGCUAGCUGUGGCACAAUGGGAACACGAUGGUGACGACACACGUUAUUCGGCUUGGUUUUAGUUGAAAAAAACAAAACAAAAAAAGGUUGCUCGCCUGUUUUCAUUACGAUGUUGAGAAACCUCCUCUCAUUUCAGAAAAAAAUGAUCCAAAUAUUAGCUUCAUAGCAUACAAUAAUUGUACGCAGGGAAUAUUUGUUUUGGAUACGUAACAUAAUGUGACGUCAUAACCAAAACAUCCUUGGUAAAGGAGAUAAAAUGACGUUUGGAAUUUCAAGUUUAGAAGACUUGGCUCAUCAUUGAAGCACUUCAAGCUGAUGUUUACGCUGAAUUUAGAUCAUUCUGGUGUCAAAAUUUAAAAUGCGAUUAAUCGCGAUUAAUUCACUAUAAAACCUUUUAUUAAUUCGGUUUUUCUUUAAUGAUAUUUAUACACUAUUUAUACACCAUAUUAAUAUUGACACUGUUUUUAACUAGUUUUUAAUGGUUAAAAGUAUCAGAGAGCAACACAACAAGUCAAUGCCAGGAAAACAAGACUGUUUUGCCUUUGUUUAAUGAUCACUUUGUUUCGUGGUUCUGACGUUCAAGCUCAUGAAAAUUCAUCGGCCAGGGUAAUCAAACUGAAGGGGUUUUUGGCUACUGUCCAUCCGAGACGAUGCAAGUUUAUUUCGGGACACUAUAUUGGCGCUGGAGAAACGUGCAUCAAGACUGGAACUGUGGCUGCAAAUAAAACUAGAACCCCAACUAGCUUUCAACAUACAGUAUGUUGAAAAAUAGCGUCAUAACUCCACCGUCAUUGUUGUACUUUUUCUCCCUCUUCUUAUGCUCUGAAUACCCAUUCAGAACCUGUUUAAUAAGAAUAUUUUUUCAUCUUUAUAGUGUUCGCAGUCUUCUAAAAAAUCUGUGAGAAAUGAUUUCGCCAGACUUUCUGAACCUGUUUUGCAGGAAAUAACUCCUGAAAACUUUAUAACCCAUUGCUAAGACGUAUGAGCGGCAGCUCCUAAUAUUCCCUGCCACUUUAUUCUCCGCAGCCCUCCCUCUCUUAAACUGUCUAUCAAAAACAAAUCUACUCCCCUGCAGUUUUAUUGCUCUCGUCUUUCACCGGGUUGAUGUCCUCCAUCCAGCCUGUUUUUCGGACAGCCGUACGCGUGCAUCUCGCCGAGUUACAUUUUGGAUCGGUGGUAAUAGUUGCUGAAAAGUAGGAGGCCUCUUUAAUGCGAUGUUUGGGCGUCAGCAUCAGGAGGUGAAAGCUGGAGCUCUCCGGCUCUUAGACUCGCUGAACAUCAUCAGAGGAGGCAAGCUUUCUUCAGGCCUCCUGCUUUCUUACUGGGUUUUACUUUGAAGUCCUCUCCUUGUGGAAAAGGCUUUGCACUGUCAAGUGGGAUUUGCAUUUAUGAUGA